CAUUCAUCUAUUCAUCCACUCAUUUCAUUUUUGAUUACUUAUAUAAUUUAAAAUUAAUAACAAAAUUUCUUAAAAAAUUUUAGAUAAUAAGCUAAAAAUCUAUCAGUCAUGUUUAAUAGAUUCCGCUUUUAUUUUGGAUUAUACAAGGAAAUAAAGGAAACUCCAGAGAUUCCUGAGGUCACUAAAUUCUUAGAAAACAAUAAAAUUUUUUAAAAGGCAGCUUUGUCGUUUCAUAAUUUAAAGUUAAAAGCAUGGUAAAAGUUAGAUGAGGCAGCUUUUCCAGAGGAAUAUGAAAACAGAAAGUAUAUUGAUUAAAACUCUAGUAAUUAAUCUAAAACCUAAUAAAAUAACUACGAUCCAUCAAAAAAAGGUUAAAGCUAAACAAAAAGAAAAUGA
Messenger RNA from Tetrahymena thermophila SB210, 396 nucleotides. RefSeq lists its product as hypothetical. Lineage: Eukaryota; Ciliophora; Oligohymenophorea; Hymenostomatida; Tetrahymenidae. The transcript has a single exon. The record is from RefSeq and is a predicted model, not a curated record.